Molecule: messenger RNA, 992 nt
Organism: Sus scrofa (pig)
Lineage: Eukaryota; Metazoa; Chordata; Mammalia; Artiodactyla; Suidae
Gene: GZMH
Product: granzyme H (cathepsin G-like 2, protein h-CCPX)
Biological process (GO): proteolysis
Cellular component (GO): intracellular membrane-bounded organelle; cytoplasm
Molecular function (GO): serine-type endopeptidase activity
Source: RefSeq, marked provisional
CAGAAAAGAGAACAACCACGUUGCACGGGGACACCCUCCUCGAGGGGGAGCACAGGGCUGGGAGGCACCCAGCCUCCCCUCCUUCGUUCCCCUGGGCUCCGUGUCUGCGAGGAAGCAACACCAGUAGCUCGGACCUGGGCGGACUUCAGGGAACAUGCAGCCAGUCCUGCUCUCAUUGGCCUUUCUUCUGUCCCCUGGGCUGGGAUGGCCUUUUCUUGCAGAGGAGAUCAUAGGGGGCCAUGAGGCCAAGCCCCACUCCCGCCCCUACAUGGCCUUCGUUCGGUUUCUGGACAAGGAGAGUGUGAAGAGGUGUGGCGGAGUCCUCGUGCGGAAGGACUUUGUUCUGACAGCUGCUCACUGCAGGGGAAGCUCAAUCAACGUCACCCUGGGGGCCCACAACAUCAAGAAACAGGAGGAGACCCAGCAGGUGAUCCCAGUGAGAAAGGCCAUCCGUCACCCAGACUAUAACCCUUAGAACUUCUCCAAUGACAUCAUGUUACUGCAGCUGGAGAGAAAGGCCAAGCUGACUAAGGCUGUGAAGACCCUCGGCCUGCCCGGGGCCAAGGCCAGGGUGAAGCCGGGACAGGUGUGCAGUGUGGCCGGCUGGGGGCAGGUGGCGAGGGGCAUUCAAACCUCCACCCUGCAGGAGGCAAAGCUGAGGGUGCAGGACGAUGUGGCGUGCGAAUUCCCCUUCCCCAGCGGCUAUUACCACCGGGCCUCCCAGAUUUGUGUGGGGAACCCGAGGGACAUGAAGACCAGCUUCAAGGGCGACUCCGGCGGGCCCCUCGUGUGCAAAAAUGUGGUCCAGGGUAUUUUCUCCUAUGGAAAAAUGGAUGGGACCCCUCCCGGAGUCUUUACCAAGGUCUCACACUUCCUGCCCUGGAUAAAGAAAACAAUGAAGCCCCUCUAACAGCUAGCUGGAGAAUCACCUUUUUCCGUGCUGACACUGUUCCGGAGCAGCGGCGAGACUCCCAUGGGGAUUGGCACUGGGA